GAACGAGGCAUUCUCUCAAACAGCGCUCACUCGUCCAACAACAAAGACAUUUCAACUUUUAAUAAUAAGUUUCAAAACACCGGCUAUAUUCAUUACUAACAAUAUAUCAUAUAAAUAAUGUCAGUGCCUGAAUAUUUCGAACUGGAGAAUGGAGAUCGCAUGCCUAGAGUAGGCUUCGGAACUUGGCAAACAUCCGAGGAUGUGUUAGAGAAAGCUGUGGAUGCUGCAUUAAAUGCAGGCUACAGGCACUUUGACUCAGCGCGAGCCUAUGAAAAUGAAAAAGGACUCGGUAGAGCUCUCAGCCGAUGGAUUGGCGACAACGAAGAAAAAAGAAAACAGUUGUUUAUCGUCACAAAGCUGCCGCCUGGAGGAAAUCGUCCAGAUGUAGUUGAUGAAUAUUUUUCGGGUUCCCUCAGUGACCUUGGACUGAGUUACAUCGACAUGUACUUAAUGCACACGCCCUUCUCGUUCGAGCACAUUCCCGGCGAUCUUCAUCCAAAAAACCCUGACGGUUCCAUGAAAGUGGACCUCACGACUGAUAUUGUCAGCACCUGGAAGGAAAUGCUCAAGUUGAAGGAAUCUGGGCGGGUGAAACAUUUGGGUGUGUCUAAUGUAAACGAAGAACAGCUGAAGCGAUUGACUGCUAUAGCAAAACCGGAGUGUCUUCAAGUUGAAGUCCAUAUAUUGUGUCAGCAAGCACCCCUUCUAGAAGCUGCUAAACGGCUAGGAAUACCUGUUGUAGCCUAUUCACCACUUGGUUCUAGAGCACUUGCUGAUCUACUUGCCUCAAAGACUGGACGAGUAUAUCCUAACCAGCUAGAGCUGCCUGCUGUUCAGAAGAUAGCCCAGAAAUAUUCCCGCACGCCGGCUCAGGUUCUGUUGCGAUACUUGCUACAACACGGCGUCGCCGUCAUACCAAAGAGCACUGACCCCACGAGAAUAAAACAGAAUAUCUCUGUUUGGGACUUUGAGUUGAGUGAAAGUGAGAUGAAGGAGUUACGCGCUCUAGAUCGCGGCGAGGCCGGACGUAUAUGUGACUUCGGGUUUUUCGGAGGCGUAGAGAAGCACCCUGAAUUCCCAUUUAAAAACAGAACUUAGAAUAAUAUUUUUAGCCUAUUUUGAUGAAUAAAGCACAAUUUACAAUUAAAA
Leptidea sinapis is the source of this 1149-nucleotide messenger RNA. RefSeq names its product aldo-keto reductase family 1 member A1-like. Gene Ontology annotation, cellular component: cytosol. The coding region runs from base 118 to 1098 and encodes 326 amino acids. Gene Ontology annotation, molecular function: aldose reductase (NADPH) activity. The record is from RefSeq and is a predicted model, not a curated record. The transcript is spliced from 6 exons. NCBI's taxonomy places the organism in Eukaryota, Metazoa, Arthropoda, Insecta, Lepidoptera, Pieridae.